AGUAGUAAUAUUAAAAUGCAUACACCCAAACCGCAAGGCAAUUCCAUUUCUUAAGCAACACCGCCUUCCCCCGCCGUAGGGGUUGGCAUCCACCGUCUCCGCCGCCGCCGGCCUGCAUUAUGUCUCUUCCACCUCGUCCAUCGCCUCAAACACCGACGCCGCCCGGUCCACCUCGGGCGACGUCCUCCUUGUACAAACAGAACUCCUGGUCCCCCGACUCCCUCCGCGAAGAGGCGUGGCAGCGGCAGAGGAACCGCCGCGAUCGGCGGAGCAGGAGCGUCACCGACGAAGAUCUGGACGAAAUCAAGGCCUGUAUAGAGCUCGGAUUUGGUUUCGGCUUCGAUUCGCCCGAAAUCGACCAGCGGUUGUCCGACACUUUCCCGGCGUACGGCCUCUACUACGCCGUCAACAAACAGUACAGCGACGCCGCUUCGAAACCUCCAUGGCCGUCGCCGUCUCCCGUCGGCAGCCCGCACACCAUUUUCGGGCCGGGAGACAAUCCAGAGACGGUUAAAACAAGGCUGAAGCAAUGGGCGCAAGUGGUGGCCUGCGCCGUCCGGCAAUCUCCGAGCUGAUCGAUCCAAACUCCAUUUUUCCCCAAAUCGAAACAAGGUGAGCCAAACAGCAACCUAUCAUCAUCUUAAUUCCUAAUUCGACGCCACUGUUGUUCUUCCGUGACCUCCUCAGAUUCAACAUAUUGAUUUGACUCCAAUUUCUGUACUGUUUGUUUGAUUUCGAUUGUUCAUCACUUUGCUGAACAUCGUGAUGAUUCGUCCGUCUGCAUAUAUCGUUGUGCUUAGGGCUAAGAAUUUGGAAUUUUGUAAGGGUUGGAGAAUGGGUGGAGGCAGGUGGUAACUGUAACUCCGUAAAAUGCCAAGAACUGGCAGUCAUUUGUAUACAGUAAUUUUGUUUGUUAUUUUGAAUUUUAUUUAUUGUUGUCUCAGAUUUUUA
Molecule: messenger RNA, 951 nt
Organism: Andrographis paniculata
Lineage: Eukaryota; Viridiplantae; Streptophyta; Magnoliopsida; Lamiales; Acanthaceae
Exons: 2
Coding region: 120-575 (151 amino acids)
Source: RefSeq, a predicted model, not a curated record